Salvia splendens (bonfire salvia) is the source of this 1447-nucleotide messenger RNA. Its product is annotated as prolyl 4-hydroxylase 1. Bases 463 to 1140 code for a protein of 225 amino acids. The record is from RefSeq and is a predicted model, not a curated record. The transcript has 9 exons. Gene Ontology annotation, cellular component: endoplasmic reticulum. Gene Ontology annotation, molecular function: iron ion binding; procollagen-proline 4-dioxygenase activity; L-ascorbic acid binding. Lineage: Eukaryota; Viridiplantae; Streptophyta; Magnoliopsida; Lamiales; Lamiaceae. Gene Ontology annotation, biological process: peptidyl-proline hydroxylation to 4-hydroxy-L-proline.
UUGUUUCCAAUUUUUUGUUAGUCAUUUGUGCGCUCGAAUAAUCAAUAAAUUAAACUGACAAAUGGUUUACCAUGGUGAAUAAUUGUUCCUAUUCCUAAUUAUCUUUUAGUAUUUCACGUGGCAUGAUCUUCUAGACAAAACCUGGUAUUUAUGGAGCAUACUAGAUGUGCUUCUCUAUUAAAUGCACGAUAUAUUUAUUCAUUGUGUGACUUUUGCCCUACAUCGGGUUCCAGUUUCAUCUGAAUCUAUUGAUAGUGAAGACACUACUGCUCACUGUGCUUUGAGGUCUCUUAGAACAAGGUUUUUAACUAGUCAAUUUAGACAAUUAUAGAUGGUGUACUUUGCUGUGGUUGGACUGAUUUCGAUGUUGAAUACAGCUAAAAAAGUAGCGUCUUUUGCUUUAGCUUGGGGACAAUUCGUUCAUACAGACAUAGAAUCCAAAAACUAGCAGCAAGAAGUUGAAUGCAAAGAGAAAGGUGCUCAACCUUCUUAGACUGUCCAAAGAGACAGGUAAAACCUGAAGUUGUUAGCUGGUCACCACGUAUUAUUGUGUUUCAUAACUUCUUAAGUGCCGAGGAGUGCGAUUACCUCAGAGCCAUUUCCAAACCUCGUCUUGAGGUUUCUACUGUAGUGGAUGCAAGAACUGGAAAGGGUAUAAAGAGUAAAGUCAGGACAAGCUCUGGAAUGUUUCUAACAGCUGAAGAAAGGAAGUAUCCAAUGAUACAGGCAAUUGAGAAACGGAUAUCUGUGUAUGCUCAAGUACCAGUAGAAAAUGGGGAACGUAUACAGGUUUUGAGGUAUGAAAAGAAUCAGUUUUAUAGGCCACACCAUGACUAUUUCUCUGAUACAUUCAAUUUGAAGUACGGUGGUCAAAGAGUGGCAACCAUACUCAUGUAUCUAAGCGACAAUGUUGAGGGGGGAGAAACAUACUUCCCAAAGGCUGGAUCUGGCGAGUGUAGCUGUGGGGGGAAGAUGGCCAAAGGAUUGUGUGUGAAGCCGAAUAAGGGAGAUGCUGUGCUUUUCUGGAGCAUGGGUCUUGAUGGAAAAUCGGAUCCGAACAGCUUACAUGGUGGAUGUGAAGUACUAUCAGGAGAGAAGUGGUCAGCCACAAAAUGGAUGAGACAAAGCGCUACUAUAUAAAAUUAUCAGCAUGAGUUGAGUAGGUACACAAGCCAUGAUAAGCGGCUACUGUAAACAUGUAACAAAUGAAAAUUUGCUGAGAUAAAAGGGUUUUUAAUUGCUUGACAACUCUUUCCUUUGUGUGCAAGAUUGUUGCCUCGGAUGAAAGGGGAUUUUUGUGUGUUUGAGUGGUUUUCUACGUUUUUUUACCUUUCUUGUGUUUUUGUGUGCGCGCGUGUGUUAAGGAAGGGUACACAUAUGAUUAUGUAUGAUUUGUGGUAAUAUUCUUCUAUUUAAGAAAGUUGUAAGAAAAGCAAUUAUUCAAGUA